CACAAACUAUCUCCUCACUCACUCAUUCACGAUGCGGUUUUCCCUCCUUACUACACUGGCCCUCGCCGCCUCCGCCAAUGCGGCCAUUAUCUUUGUCGGCUCGUACGGUGGCCAGAUCCACAGCGUCAACCUCAAUGACUCCACGGGAGCGUUGACUCUGCUCUCGUCGACUUCGGCGUCAGCCCCAGAUCCCUCGUGGCAGGAAACUUCGCCCGUGGCUAAAGACAUCCUGUACACCGUUGAGGAGCGGGCCUCAGGCAACUACUCGUUGGGAGCUGUCACGUCCUACCGUAUCGGUUCAAAUGGAGCCCUUACGAAGCUGUUCUCCACCACCCAGAUGGGCGGCCCCGUGAGCAUGACCGUCUCGCCGAACGGAAAGAUGAUCGUCACAGCUAGCUACGUUGGAGGCGGUGUCACGGCAUUCACGGCCAACCCAUCAACCGGCAGCAUCACCUUCCUGAAGGACUUCACCUAUACUCUCUCCGCGCCCGGUGCCGUCCCAGAGCGUCAGGAAGCCCCCCACCCCCACCAAGCUCUCUUCGAUGCCACGGGCAAAUACGUGCUCGUGCCCGACCUCGGCGCGGAUCUCAUCCGCAUCUACGGCGUGAGCGGUGCCCAGCUCACCGAGCUCCAACCUGUCGCUGUGACACCUGGUACCGGCCCACGCCACGGCAUGUUCUGGCCCAAGACCGGGACCCCCAAGUACUACUACCUCGUCGGCGAGAUAGUGAACUCCGUCUUGGUAUAUGAGGUCAGCUACAGCUCUGCGGGCAUCGCGCUGAAGCUCGUCCAAACCAUCUCGACGCUCCCCACACCCACCAGUGGCACUCCCCCGUCGACCACCAGCGCCGCGCCAUGGACCACGCCCUCCGCCGGCGAAAUCGCCAUCUCUCCGGACGGUGAAACCAUCUACGUCUCCAACCGCAACGACAAGGUCUUCAUCGCCACCACGGGAACCGACUCUGUCGCUACCUACUCGACUACGGACGAGGGUCUGUUGGAGUUGCUCGAGAUCAUUGACGCAAAGGUCUCGACCCCCAGGCAUAUCGCCGUCGACCCGAAGGGGAAGUGGUUCAUUACCGAGGGUCAGUCGAGCGCGGAUAUGUUUGUUUUCAAGAGGGAUGCCGAUGGAACGGUCGUUGAUGCGCCUGUGGCUUCGUUGGCGGUGGCCGGUGGGCCCGUGUGUGUCACUUGGUCUAGGAAGACGUAGCGGUUGAGUCGUUGCAGAUAAGUUAUAGGUCCAGGGGACCAUGUACGGUAGUUUGUGUUUGAGGAAGGGAGGCAUGGGGGAGUUGCUUGACUGCAAUACGUUCAUGUCUAGAGUAUCUAGUAGCAGUGAUAAAGUUAUGUAUAGGUAUCCUGACUUUCGUCUGGGCUUAGCUACAGCGUUAUGGAUUGAGUCAAUUGAAUUAGGAC
Messenger RNA from Tricharina praecox, 1416 nucleotides. Its product is annotated as Lactonase, 7-bladed beta-propeller-domain-containing protein. The record is from RefSeq and is a predicted model, not a curated record. Lineage: Eukaryota; Fungi; Ascomycota; Pezizomycetes; Pezizales; Pyronemataceae. The transcript has 2 exons. Gene Ontology annotation, molecular function: 6-phosphogluconolactonase activity; protein binding. Bases 32 to 1210 code for a protein of 392 amino acids.